CACUGCAACGAGCAAGACGCGAAAUACUACAGCUCAAGAGUCACAACCAGAAAAUGGGAAAACCGAACAAACAACAACUGCAAGAAUACAACUACGAUGAAGCGAGCAGCGGGAGUGAUGACAGCGAUAGCAGCGACGACGAGAAUGACGACGAAUACUCUGUCAUGAGCGCCGAUAUUGACAGUGUCAGCAAAGGGGAAGGAAAAUCGAGCGAGGGCAGCGAAUCGGAGAGAGAGGAAGCAAGCAAUGGCAACGACUCAUCAGAUGAAGAGAAAGAAGAAGAAGAUCCAGAGGAGUCGUCGUCGGACGAAGACGACGCACCUCUCCAAGAACGCAUCCUGAAAAAAGAAAGCAAGGGUCGAGCAAAAUUGGCGUCUCGUCGUCAACAGAAAUCUCGGGCGCUGGAAGAGGCCACCAAACGAUUGGCUGCUUUGAAAAGAGAACGGAAGACCCAGGUGCGAGAAGGUACGGCAGACGAAGACGACGAGCGUCCAGAAAAAUCGUCGGGGAACAAACAAAGCGCGGCCAGCAAAACAAGAAAGAAGAAAAACAAGCACAAACCGACAGAGGUCUCCUCCAAGCGAGCCGAUUUUUAUGGACGUGGGGCACGACGACUCAACGAGAGUGGAUUGGGCGUCGACAUCGGUGCGCACCGAUACAAACCCAUGGACCCACGGCUCUCGAACCUGACCGGACAUUUCGACGAAGACCGCUUCCAUCACAACUACGCCUUUUUGGAGGAAAUGCGUAACAAAGAAAUCGGGCAGGUCCGAAAACGGAUCGCGGCCCACAGGGCGACCGGCAACAAGGGCAAUCGAUUGCGCCGAAAGGCCGGAAUAACCCAAGCGGACGGAAGCCAUUCUUCUACGCUGGAAGAAGACGUUGCCCGCCUGAAGUCACUGACACAGUCCAGGGCCGAUCUCGAACGUCGCAAGAUCGAUCGUGCCGCAAAACAAUCCGUCAAGCGCAAGAUUCGAGAGGACGUUGAAUCCGGAAAGAGCGGCGCUUACUUUUUGAAACGGAAGGAAAAGAAACGCUUGGAACUCGAGGCCCGCUUCGAGGAAAUCCGGAAGCGGAAAGGAGAAAAAGGGGUCGAAAAGAUUCUGGAAAAGAAGAGGAAAAAGAACAAGUCUCGGGACGCAAGCUUUUUGUCGAGAUAGGCGACAAAACCAGGAAAGUAUAAUGUUGUUCGUUGGAAAAAAAUCGAAACUGCUAA
Messenger RNA from Pseudo-nitzschia multistriata, 1216 nucleotides. The record is from the annotation of a GenBank genome assembly. NCBI's taxonomy places the organism in Eukaryota, Bacillariophyta, Bacillariophyceae, Bacillariales, Bacillariaceae.